Aspergillus wentii DTO 134E9 is the source of this 2140-nucleotide messenger RNA. RefSeq names its product phosphatidylinositol-3-phosphate-binding ubiquitin-protein ligase. NCBI's taxonomy places the organism in Eukaryota, Fungi, Ascomycota, Eurotiomycetes, Eurotiales, Aspergillaceae. The record is from RefSeq and is a predicted model, not a curated record. The transcript is spliced from 2 exons. Bases 326 to 1933 code for a protein of 535 amino acids. Gene Ontology annotation, molecular function: metal ion binding.
AGACACCACUUGGUUAUCCCCGAAUCCGCCGUUAGAUAAGCCUUGUGUCUGGUCAUCUCCCUUCGUUGCAGUUUCGCGUGACACACAACAUCCUUUGAUAGGAGUACAACGUCAUUGUCAAAGCGUUAUCUAUUAAUUUUCUUAUAUCUGCCUUCGCUAUCGGUGUUUUCAACGACGUCUUUCCUGUUGCUCAACCACCCUGGACCCCCCUCGCCACGCAGUCAAUGACGGUCCGUCGUCUAAACGGCGGAGAUUGGUCUCCUCUCCAGCGAUAGGAAGACACCCAGAUUUGAGAUUCCCCUCGCAUAAUCCUUGUCCUAGGUUAAUGUCGUCGUUGUCGAGUUCUGCCUCCUCCGCUUCCUCUACACCCGCUACUGCCUCCGCCGCUUUCUCCGCCCCGGUCCCUGGUGCUGGUAUCAGGUCUCAUGCAGCACGUUCGGAUAGUUUAAGGGCAAGGGAUGUCCCUGGAUUGGAUAUGCAGACAGAGAGGAGGCGGGCCACUCUCACUGUGCCGGAUCGCAAGAGAAGAUUGACGAACCCGGAUGGCGAUGCUUGUCCGAGACGACCAAGGUCCGAGACGGUGAUAGAACAGGGGUCGAGCAGUCGAGCAGGGGCAAGUAGCAGGCCUAUUUCGCUGCUGCCAUCGCACGUGCGACCUGAAUCUGAUAUACCUGGUUCUUCGAAAGCUACGCCGAUCGAAUUGUCGUCCUCGCCACCAGCACCAUCGCCUCGCCGGUCGACUGAUAGCCAGGGUCCGCGGCCACAGGAAGGGAACAAUAGUGGAUAUAUGGAGUGCGCGCUGCCCCGGUGGCAGCCUGACUCUGAAGUUACGGAAUGCCCUAUAUGCGCGACAGUGUUUAGCUUCUGGUUUCGGAAACAUCACUGUCGGAAAUGCGGACGUGUCGUAUGUGCGUCUUGCUCGCCUCAUCGCAUCACGAUUCCCAGACAGUAUAUUGUUCGUCCACCGGAUUUGAAUCGCUCGCCAAAGUCGGCUAUCAUACCACCCCGCACAUCGCAGAUCAUUGAUCUUGAGGCAGAGGGCUCUGCCCAACCUCCAACUGCCAUUAACCCGGCACUGGGUGGUGGCGAGGAGGUGCGACUCUGCAAUCCAUGUGUUCCUGACCCGAACCCAGAACCACCUCGUGGGUAUACCACCCUCCGAGCCAAUGGUGAGUAUGGGUCUGGUGCAAGUUGGAUGCAAGGAUCAUACCUGGUUCAACCGAAUCAGUCUCGACAUCGAUCUUAUCAUUCCAUGUCGACGCCGACAAGGCAAACGCCGAGUGGUAUCUUUUCAGAGGAUUCUACGCGCCCAGGGCGGAGGACUGUUGGGGCGAAUGACUAUCCCUCCUUUAGCGGGUUUGGCACGAGUUUUCAAGAGCGUCCAAUGCGGUUCCGAGCUUCGUCGGCUUCGCAAUAUCCAUCUUCGUCUAUGCAUUCAUCGGCGCGUUCCUUCCUAGCCCAAACAUCAUCGCACCGGCCUCUACCACCCCUAACGAGUGAAGGUAGCAGCUUGUCCCCGCCGAGAUCCUGGCGUAACCCCAUUAUACAACGCCCUCGUGUUGAUGAGCGCGACCUUUGUCCCAUUUGCAACCGCAGACUCCCCGCACUAGGCGAUGGCGGGAACGAGGAUGAGCGAGAGGCCCAUAUCCGCGAGUGUAUUGACAGUCAUGGCUCGCGAUCACGCUCAUCGUCUCAGACUGGUAGCCCAGCGACGCAACCUCCUGCCCUACCAGUUCGAAUGAUAGCUUUCACCGCCACCGAAAAGGACUGUCUAGCACAGGAAGGUGGGAUGCAGGAGUGUACGAUUUGCAUGGAAGAUUACGAGGUUGGUCAGCCGCUGGUACGACUGGAGUGCUUAUGCAAGUUCCACAAGCGAUGCAUUAUUGAAUGGUUUGAGCGGAAGAAGGAGUGUCCAGUCCACAAAGUCUCUUGAUGGAAGAAGGCUUGGUUAUGAUGGAUCUCUAUUCAAUUGUCCUUUGUUGCUAAGGGUUUGGCGUGCUGCUUUUUUACGCUUUGUUAUCUUGUCGAUAUCCCCCCAAUUUCAAGUCGAUAUACCUUUUGCAGGCGUUGAGGGAUGGCGUGGUUGUUUGCCAUUUUUGCUUUUUCUCAGGGUUAUAUAUUCUUUCAUUUAAAUUGAGCG